AUGAUUGUCACGGAGGGACACGUUGGGGUGGAGACGGCAUGGCAGCCGUCGAGGCCGGGCGGGACCGGCAAGCGAGACCCCCCUCCGAGCGACACGCUCAGCAACAUCCUCGCGACGGGCGGUGUGGCGGGCCGGCGGGAUCGGCUAGGGGACUUGUUUUUUCUCGGGGGUUGCGAGCUGCCCAGGCCCGAGGCGUUUGGGGUGUCGAGGCUGGAUGGGGGGGGAGCAAGCGGUUGGUGGGCGAGGGGGGCUGGGGACGGACAAGAACUUGAAGCGUGGGCGGCCUGGCAGUCUGGCCAGGGUUGGAAACAGGCAUGCAAUGUUGACAACGGCUAG
Pyricularia oryzae 70-15 is the source of this 336-nucleotide messenger RNA. RefSeq lists its product as uncharacterized. NCBI's taxonomy places the organism in Eukaryota, Fungi, Ascomycota, Sordariomycetes, Magnaporthales, Pyriculariaceae. The record is from RefSeq and is a predicted model, not a curated record. The coding region runs from base 1 to 336 and encodes 111 amino acids. The transcript has 3 exons.